This is a messenger RNA of Stomoxys calcitrans (stable fly), 2165 nucleotides long. RefSeq lists its product as uncharacterized. The record is from RefSeq and is a predicted model, not a curated record. The transcript is spliced from 7 exons. Lineage: Eukaryota; Metazoa; Arthropoda; Insecta; Diptera; Muscidae. The coding region runs from base 122 to 2101 and encodes 659 amino acids. Gene Ontology annotation, molecular function: protein binding. Gene Ontology annotation, biological process: cell differentiation; multicellular organism development.
UUAGCCCCAGUAUUCUCUCGCGCUUCAUCGUACCCAGUGGUCGGUCUUGUGGUAUUGGUCAACAGAUUCGAAACAGACAAAAUUCAAUAGUAAUAGAAAAAAAAACAAAAACACACUACAAAUGUUGCAACAACGUUGGCUUAUUUACCCAUUUGCCCUACUAACGAUUUUGUGGUUCCCUUCGGGUAACGCUGGCUAUGCUACCAAUGAAAUCGGCAGCUUUGUGAAAACAUGUCCCAUUGAUGGUGUUCCGGUUUGUGGUGCCCGAGACAGAGAUUAUUUCCUUUUUCCCAAUCAAUGUUUGCUGAAUGCAGCCAACAAGGAUAUCUUUAUGGGCGGGAGAAAUUUCAAACAACUUCCAUUGAGAUACUGUAUACAUGGCUGCCUAAUAUCCUGUCCCAAAGAUCACAGGCCCGUGUGUGCUUUAAAUCUUCACACCCGUGAAAAGAAAGUGUUUGCAAAUCUUUGUGAAGUUACAAAAUUCUCUUGCCAAACGAAUAUGGAAUUUUUUAAACUAAGAGAUUCGGAUUGUGAACCUCCCAAAACUGUAAGGCCUUACGGAAGGCGUUCGCAUCGCGUUAGAAGAGUGCCGAUUCCCUGCACAAAUAUUUAUAGGCCAGUAUGUGGUACAUAUUUAGGUGUCAAAUCAACCUUCAGAAACGAAUGUCACUUAAAUGCGGAAAAUGUGAAAUACGAUAAAGAUUGGCGUGUGGUGAAAAAUGAUAUCUGUGAUGAGGACUAUUCCAACGCCAGAUUACGGCUACCCACUAAAUCCCCCAAGUCACAUUCCAUACGGAAGCGUAGCUAUGACAGUGGUAAAAACUAUGAGCAAUAUCAAAAUUUAGCUAAGCUUGACGAAUACAAAUUUCAAUCUCCCGCUGCUGCAGCAUAUAAAGCUCCAUCCGAAAUGCCAAAUAUCAAUCAGUAUUCCAAUGAUUAUACAAUGCAAACCCAGCCCUUCCAAACUUCACCUCAUGCCACCAUAACUUCCGAUCUAAAAAGUGUAUACACAGAAGAAGAUAUAGCCAAAUUACUUUCAAGUUUGUCACAGUCAUCAGGUAAUGAUCACUCAUCCUUGACAGUUGCUGAUCAACAAUACGAAACAACCGAUGCUAAGCCUAUGCAGUAUGCUGUAGAAAAUGAUAUGGCCUAUAGCUAUAUGCCUCAGAUGAAAGCAAAUCUCCAACACCAGCAAAAUCGUUCCCAAAAUCAAGUUUCUUCUAAUCAAAGCCCUGCAGUUGAACAGCGUUAUGGCGAGAAUACUAGUGGCAAAGGACCCUACUAUUAUCCCUAUCAUCAAGGGCCACAACCAGGCCAAGCUCCACGACAUGAGAGGGAAGAGACAUCAAAGGAAUCGUCCCCAAUGGAUAGCGUUAUGAAUAUGAUACGCUCCGAACUGAAGCCUAUACAACACCAAGAAGAAGAAUCACCGAAAAAAUCUGCCAAAGAAAAGAUCACCAAGAAAAUCAUUGAAUGCAAAUAUGGUUCAGAGCCAGUUUGUGCGGCUCUCAGCAACGGCACCGUGAAAACUUUUGAAAAUCUAUGCGAAAUGAGGACGACAAAUUUGUAUCUAAAAAAUACUUGGGUAAAACUCCAUGAAGGCCCCUGCGAUAAAUGUAAAUAUGAGUGUUCUCGUGAAUAUGAACCGAUUUGUGUGCAACGUAAUGGAGCCAAUUAUACCAUGGUCAAUGAUUGCUACUUUAAUAUGGCCAUUUGUUUGGAUAAGAUAAGCAACUGGACUAAAAUUGCCGAUGGAGAAUGUCAUCGUGCCACACCAGUUAUUGAUAGAUAUGCAAAUAUGAAACCUGGUUUUCAAUAUACCAGCAGCUAUUUUGCGUCUGCACCCACAGAGAAAAUGCCUGCCAGUACUACCGAAUCGAUCACAACCUCCGACGCGAAUCAAGGUGGUGAAGUAGAAUCCACAACUCCUGCCAACGACAAUGAUUCAUUUGAUGAUUCUGAAAGUGAUGAAGAUUAUGGAAAUCUGGAUAUUCCAAAUCACGUAAUCAUUAAACGUUCCAGCGAUGGCUCAAAGCUUUCAACAAAAUCGCAUAUAAUGCACUUAGGGCGAUCAAAAGGUGUUCUUAAACGUGCCCGUUGAUUUUGACAUGGUUCAAUAAAUUUUGAUAUUUAGCUUAUAUUUUUGUACUUUUUUAAAAUUUUUG